Molecule: messenger RNA, 1803 nt
Organism: Penicillium samsonianum
Lineage: Eukaryota; Fungi; Ascomycota; Eurotiomycetes; Eurotiales; Aspergillaceae
Product: chromatin structure-remodeling complex subunit RSC7
Exons: 3
Coding region: 1-1803 (600 amino acids)
Cellular component (GO): nucleus
Molecular function (GO): chromatin DNA binding
Source: RefSeq, a predicted model, not a curated record
AUGCCACGAAAGCUAAGGGCGGCCGCCCAGGCGGCUGCAAAGUCGAUAAAAAAUGUACCUUCAAUUCCAGAUGGGUCUGAUGAGGAGAUGGCCGACGCCCCUUCCUCUCAACCCUCCUCACCCGUAGCCGAACUGGAAGACUCCCCCGAGAAAGAUCCUGACGUCGAACUCGAGGCUGAACCUGAAUCUAAACGUGAACUUGAACCUGAACCUGAAGCCGAAAACGCAGAAAUUCAGGCCCCCGAAACACCUGCCACACCAAAGCCAGAGGAAGAAUUGAGUGUUGCAACCCCCGCAGAAGACUCAAUUCUUGCCGACACAGAUAACACACCUUCCUACGGACCUGGCCGCCCAUCACUUCCGCCUCGCGGCAAGCGUCGCAUUGGUCGCCCACCCAAGAACCCUCGGCCUGAAUGGGAUCCGGCCGACGGCGAGCCACCACUUCGAGUCACUACUCCAGUCAAAAGACGCCGCGGUCGCCCUGCUGCUAGCGGUGGACGCUGGGCACGCAACCGCGGCCCCUCCCAUCUCACCCAGGUGCCUGUUGACAAGGAAGGAAACAUGAUGGAUGUAAUCAACGACGAAGUGUCGAUUCCGCCCGACCCAAUUGGCGCUACUAAAGUCGACGAGAAUGGCCACCUACAAGGCGGACGUGAGUAUCGAGUCCGUACCUUCAAGAUCCUUGGUCGCGGAGACCGCCUCUACAUGUUGUCGACUGAACCAGCCCGCUGCAUUGGCUUCCGUGACUCAUACUUGUUCUUCCAGAAGCACAAGAUGCUGUACAAGAUUAUCAUUGAUGAUGAAGCUAAGCGUGAUUUGAUUGAACGCGAUCUCAUCCCCCACUCUUACAAGGGACGAGCCAUUGGUGUUGUCACCGCGCGAUCAGUGUUCCGCGAGUUUGGCGCAAAAAUCAUCGUUGGUGGCAAGAAGAUCACCGACGACUAUGACGAAGCUGCUGCUCGCGAGCGCGGCGAUGUGGAGGGCGAGCUAGUCGUUCCGGAAGACAGAUUGCCCGGACCUGGAGAAACUUACAACAGAAAUCAGUACGUCGCCUGGCACGGCGCAAGCAGUGUUUAUCACACAAAUGCGCCCGCGGUGCCGCUUGUUGGUGGAAAGCCAGUUGAUACCAAGAAACGCCGUGUGCCAGUGACUGAUGACAACUGGAUGCUCGAGCAUGCCCGGGCUGCAAGCAACUUUAACUCAAAGCUCGCCGGAAUGCGCCGUUCGAAUCUGGGUGGUGUGUACGAUGUCCACACCAAUAUUAUGCAGCACCCGAAGAUCAUGCAGCCAACCCACGCCCGCUGGGAGCGGGUGUCCCCAGCUCCGGCGUCCGCCCCGACCGAGUUGACUACGAACAUGAACUCAUUGAACCUCUCCAACGGAGGCUCUCCUUCCGGCCAUGAAAAUCAGACCGCCCACGAAACCCAAGAAUCGCAAGAGGCUACCACUGGCGAAACCUCCACCGAAAGCCCCGCCACUACCUUUUCCCCUGUUCCCGCUCAUCUCCACGACCGCUACGUCAUCCAGGACAUUGUCUAUGAAUCCCCGUCAUAUUCAAACAUGGGCAUCCCGGGCCCUGACGGUGAUGUGCACGAUAUUGGCCCCAACGGCCUGGUCAGCGUCGCCAACCCCGAGCAUCCCGAGUUCAUGACUCCAGAGAUCCUCGAGUUGCUUCCGCCAGAGUGCAAGGAAGCUCUUAUUGACGCUGCCGCACAGGAGGUUGAAUGGAAGUCCAAGUGGACCACCGAGACCACGGAUGGCGAGCGUACUCAGCCAACCAAGAGCUACGCCUGGUACCCGUAA